AAAGAGUAAUGUAAUAACUCGUUAGAGAUAGAGAUUGCUUUUUGAAAAGACCACGAACUAACACUUUAGUGUUUAAUAUAACUUUGCCACGGACUUGGAGCGAAGUGGAGAACAACUGUACAAGUUUUUAAGCAUCAUUGUAGCGAAAUCCGACUAGAGAUAGAGAUUGCUUUUUGAAAAGACCACGAACUAACACUAGUGUUUAAUAUAACUUUGCCACGGACUUGGAGCGAAGCGGAGAACAACUGUGCAAGUUUUUAAGCAUCAUUGUAGCGAAAUCCGACUUGUGUAAUAUUAGCAGAAUUGUGGUAAACCAAAUACUUUGACACAAAUAAAAGAGGAAGCAAAAGCAUGUAAUAUUUGGGAACCAACUGUAUCAAACUUCUUCGGAGAGAAUUUAACUUCUAAUGACUUUAUUUUUGGGAGUUCUGAAUGAAAAUGGGAGAAAUUAAUAAAAACUCUGAAUGGGAUAGUUCUAAAAGACUUCGUGAACCUGUAAAAACAUUAGAGGAUAAAUGGAGACUGGUACCUUCUUUUUUGCAAGUAAAAGGAUUAGUUAAACAACACAUAGAUUCAUUUAAUUAUUUCAUCAAUGUGGAAAUAAAGAAGAUUGUUCAAGCAAAUGAAAAAGUUUUUUGUGAUGCUGAUCCUUUAUUUUAUAUAAAAUACUUAAAUGCUUAUGUUGGUACUCCAGAUCUUGAAGAAGGUUAUAAUGUAACUAAACCAACAACGCCACAUGAAUGUCGGCUCAGAGACAUGACAUACUCUGCUCCCAUUACUGUUGAUAUUGAAUACAUUCGGGGGAAUCAGAGGGUCAUUAAAAAUAAACAGCUAAUUGGAAGAAUGCCCCUAAUGCUGAGGUCCUCGAAUUGUGUGUUAACUAAUAAAUCAGACUUUGAGUUGGCACAAUUAAAUGAAUGCCCGCAUGAUCCUGGUGGUUAUUUUAUCAUAAGAGGUCAAGAGAAAGUAAUAUUAAUUCAAGAACAGCAGUCGAGAAAUAGAAUGAUAGUGGAUGAAUUCAAAGGUGCAAUUCAAUGUCAAGUAACAAGUUCCACACAUGAGAAAAAAACUAGAACAAAUGUGAUUGUCAAGAAUGGAAAAUAUGUUUUGCGGCACAAUGCUUUGUCUGAUGAUAUUCCAAUAGCUGUUGCAUUUAAAGCUAUGGGUAUUUGCAGUGACCAAGAAAUAAUGCAGUUAAUAGGGACGGAUGAUGCAACAAUGAAGAAAAUGAGUCCAUGCCUUAUGGAUUGUCAUAAUAUGAAAAUAUUCACACAAAACCAAGCCUUGACUUAUAUGGGAAGUAAAUUAAAAGUCAAAAGAUAUCAAGCUGGAAAUUCUCGCACACCUGUUGAUGAAGCCAGAGACCUUUUGGCUACCACUAUAUUAGCUCAUGUGGCGGUAGAAAACUUUAAUUUCUAUGUAAAAGCUAUUUAUUUGGCAAUCAUGGUAAGAAGGGUCAUUGAUGCAGAAAGUAAUAAAGCUGCUAUUGAUGAUCCCGACUACUAUGGCAACAAAAGGCUAGAGUUAGCUGGUUCAUUACUAGCCCUCAUGUUUGAAGAUUUAUUUAAAAGAUUUAAUUGGGAAUUAAAAACAACUGCAGACAAAAUAAUACCAAAAGUUAAAGCAGCACCAUUUGAUGUGGUAAAACACAUGCGCCCAGAUCUGAUAGCUAAUGGACUAUUUGCAGCGAUUUCCACUGGUAAUUGGACUAUAAAACGAUUUAAAAUGGAAAGGCAUGGCGUCACCCAAGUUCUCAGUCGCUUAAGUUACAUAUCGGCCUUAGGAAUGAUGACGAGAGUUAAUUCUCAAUUUGAAAAAACUAGGAAGGUAUCGGGGCCACGUUCUCUACAGCCUUCUCAGUGGGGUAUGCUAUGCCCUUCCGAUACCCCAGAAGGAGAGAGCUGCGGAUUAGUUAAAAAUUUAGCUCUAAUGACUCAUAUUACAACUGAAUGUUCUGAGGAGCCGAUUGCAAAGCUAGCUUGGAAUUCGGGUGUAGAAGACGUCAAAAUAUUAGGUGGUGAAGAGAUCAAUCAUCCAGCUGUAUAUAUGGUCUUUCUCAAUGGUAACAUAUUAGGUGUGACAAGACAAUUUAAAAAACUUAUAAGGAUAUUCAGAAUGUUUAGGAGACGUGGUCUUAUAUCAGCAUUUGUGUCCAUUUAUCCAAAUCACAAUCAGCGUACUGUAUACAUUUGUAGCGAUGGAGGUCGGUUAUGUCGACCAUAUAUUAUUGUUGAAAAAGGUCAGCCACUGGUUCAACAAGCGCACUUAACUGAACUGGAUAGAGGCAUUAGAAAAUUCCAAGACUUUCUUAAAGAUGGCCUAAUUGAAUAUCUAGAUGUAAAUGAAGAGAACGACAGUCAUAUUGCUACAGUGGAAGCAGACAUAGAUCCAUAUGUGUCAACACAUCUUGAAAUAGAGCCAUUUACAAUUUUGGGAGUCUGUGCUGGCCUUGUCCCUUACCCGCAUCAUAAUCAAAGUCCAAGGAAUACAUACCAAUGUGCUAUGGGUAAACAAGCAAUGGGAACAAUUGGUUAUAAUCAGAAAAAUAGGAUAGAUACACUGAUGUAUAAUUUAGUGUAUCCUCAAUGUCCGAUGGUUAAAACCAGAACUAUAGAGUUGACGAAUUUUGAUAAACUACCCGCCGGACAGAAUGCAACUGUCGCCGUCAUGAGUUACAGUGGUUACGAUAUAGAAGACGCGUUGAUUUUGAACAGGGCUUCCAUAGACCGUGGCUACGGAAGGUGCCUUGUAUAUAAAAGUUCCAAAACUACCAUGAAAAGGUACAGCAAUCAAACCUCAGACCGUAUAUUAGGUCCUUCGAGAGAUGCCAAUACAGGAAAAGUUAUAAGAGCCCAUGAAAUCCUAGAUUCUGAUGGAAUAGCCGCACCAGGAGAAAUGGUUGAAAACAGACAAGUCUUAAUAAAUAAACAAAUGCCGCCUGCUACUCUCAAUCCUGUAGCUCAAGGGCAACCACAGCAGGUAGAUUACAAAGACGUUCCCAUCACAUACAAAGGUCCAGUUGAAUCGUAUAUUGAAAAGGUUAUGGUUUCAUCAAAUGCAGAAGAUGCUUUCCUUAUUAAAAUUUUGUUGAGGCAGACUAGAAUUCCAGAAAUUGGUGACAAAUUCAGUUCUCGGCAUGGACAGAAAGGUGUAACUGGAUUGAUAGUGCAGCAAGAAGAUAUGCCGUUCAAUGACGGGGGCAUUUGCCCUGAUAUGAUUAUGAACCCUCAUGGAUUCCCAUCUAGAAUGACAGUGGGCAAAACAAUAGAGUUGCUCGCAGGCAAGGCAGGUCUUAUGGAAGGGAAAUUUCAUUAUGGUACUGCAUUUGGAGGAUCUAAAGUGAAAGAUGUCUGUAAUGAGUUAGAAAAACAUGGAUACAAUUACCAUGGAAAAGACAUAUUUUACUCAGGUUUAACAGGCGAGCCACUGGAAGCUUAUAUUUAUUCAGGACCGGUGUACUACCAAAAGCUGAAGCACAUGGUCCAAGACAAAAUGCACGCGCGUGCUCGCGGUCCACGUGCCGUGUUGACCCGUCAGCCGACAGAAGGAAGAUCUCGCGACGGUGGACUUCGUCUCGGUGAGAUGGAACGCGAUUGCCUAAUUGGCUACGGGGCAAGCAUGUUAUUGAUGGAGCGUCUGAUGUUAGCAUCGGACGCGUUCAGUGCUGAUAUUUGUGGCGCGUGCGGUCGACUGGCUAGUCGCGCGUGGUGUCAUGCUUGCCGCUCCUCUGCUGCCGUCUCCACCGUAGAAAUGCCGUAUGCGUGCAAGCUACUCUUCCAAGAAUUAGCUUCUAUGAAUAUCGUGCCUAAGCUCACUCUCAAGAAAUAUUGUUGAUGCUAUUUUUUAUGUUUGUAAAGUUGCAAACUAUUAAAAAGGAAUAAGUAAAAUAUCGUUG
Messenger RNA from Diatraea saccharalis (sugarcane borer), 3895 nucleotides. NCBI's taxonomy places the organism in Eukaryota, Metazoa, Arthropoda, Insecta, Lepidoptera, Crambidae. The record is from the annotation of a GenBank genome assembly.